AUGGACAAGAGUAGAACUAUUGUUUAUGUCAUUAGAUAUCUAGUUACAGCGGAUGGGUACACGAAGAACAAGAUCCUUUUGAAAAAGAAGGAGGAUGUAUUGAAGUAUUCAUCGAUUUCCUCGUGUUUAUUCAAGAUCUACCCCACCUUUUACAACAACGAGUAUCAGAAGGCUCUGAAGGUGAAGGAGGAGAAGGGGAAGAUAAAGAAAUUUUCAAUCAUUGAAAUGAGAAAUGCCUAAUUGGAGAUACCCAAAAACAUAAAGGCCAUGGAGGAUGAAACGACUUUGAAUCACGAACAGUAUGAAAAGUUUAAAGGUUCUCCAGUUGUCUUUGGUUAAACGAUACAAUUAUUACAUAUCAACUCAAACAAAUACUUGUAUUACGAUUCGAAUCACGUUUCAGAAAUAGAGAGCAACAAUCUGAAACUCAGUUUAAUAGAUGAACAUUCUGAUGAGACCUGUUACAGGAUCACUCCUUGCUACACAUUCUAAUAGGAAGGAUCAGGGAACAUAUACCACGAGGAUAUAGUUCACAUAGUUUCCACAGUGGAUUAGACAAAGAAGAUUGGAGGUGAGCCCUAUUUGCAUGCUUCGAGACCCAAGAUCUUCGACACGAAGUCAUCAGCCCAGAAGGAGAAGAGAGAAGUGAAUAUUUCCACAGAAAAAAAGACGCCUUGGAAGGUGAAUAUAUUUGCCGAGUAUUUGGAUGAGAGAGAAGGGUUCUUGAGCAUUUAAGAUACCGUAUGGAUCAACUAUUCAGAACAGGAUGUAAUUCUAUUGAUUCUAUUUACGAUAGCUCAACCUCAUUGCCAUUAGAGAUUAAAUCAAAAAUCGGAAUUGCACAUCUUUUUUGAGUAAUGCACUCAAUCUGCCAAUUACACCAAAUUUGUUGGUAACUCGAAUGGUUUGUUUACAAUUGAGAGUGAGUCCAUGUUUCAGGGAGGACUAGUCAAGUGGGAUACUCCAAUGAUAUCCUCCUCUUAUCGACUCAGACAUCUGACGACAAAGAAGUACUUGAAGGUAGUAGAGGAGAAGAAAGAGACAGAGGACAAGUCUAGAUUCCUGUUAACAAGUGUGUCCGAUUAUUAAAAGGCUUCCUUGUUCCAUUUCGAACUGAUAUUCUCAACAUUGACUACUUACAAUAGAGAGAAGGCCCAGUUGUACUUACAGAAGGAUAGUUAUUUCAGAGCAUCUACGUAUGUUGGUUAGGAUUAAGUGUGGUUGAGGACUGAGUCAAUAUAGAAUGAGGAAGAGAAUAAGGAUAUUUCCAAGGAGAAGAAAAAGAGUGUGCCUGCAUUCAACAAAGUAAAGAAGGAGGAAUAUGUGUUCAAAAUAGCCAAAGCCAAUUUUAACGAAGUCAGAAUGACCAACUUUCUCCUUUCUUGCUUGAAGACAAUAAAAGGAGCCUAGCAAUACAUGGAUGUGUCAUUUCUAUCGGCAGACAUUAAAGAUGAGAAGUUUCAGAAAUCAUAUAAGGGUUUUGUGGCUCAUAUGCAAAGAUUGAGUAAAUGCUUAUCCGAAUUAUAACUGUUUUGCCACAACAAGUUAAUUGCCUAUUUGUACAUCGAUUAGGAGUUCGGAUAGAUCAACCACUUCAUACAGAAUGUGUUGAGGGAAUAAUAAUUUAUAGAAUUACUGGUGAAGAUUCUGUGCGUAUCCUUUCCUGACGUAUCGACAUUGGACACUUUGAGAUCCAUAGAGAAAUCAGAAUCGAUGGACAAGACUAAAAAGCGAGUGGUUGAUGAAAGCAGCAAGAAUAGAGACUCAUAAAUUAAGAAGGAGUAUUACAAUAGCAAAAAGAAGAUUUGCUCCUUAAUUUAUCAAUUGCUCGAUUGCAUUUGCCAAUAGAAUAUCAUCAAUUAAGAGUAGGCUUCCAGAUACAUUCCCAUAUUCGCAUAGUAGAGUGUUUACAUUGACGAUGGCUUGAAGUGCAUAGUGUAAAUCAUCAGAGAUCAUGAGGAUUUGCUUUUGAAAAUACACGAAUAGGUGAAUGAGGAUGAUGAAACACAUUAGUUGCGUCAAUUGGAACAGGAGAUUGUUAUGGCUAAUCAUUCGAAUACCUUCUAGUAACAAUUGACAAUCGAGGACUAUCGACGAUUGUAUGAUCAAAUCAUCAAGAAGAUUUUGAAUGAGGAUCACUUCUAAUUGAGAUCGAAAUGGGAUUUGUUGUAAUUCUACACUAAUUUGCUGAAAGAGAAAACCACCUCAGCAGAAAAGAAGAGAGACAUCAUAUCCUUUUUGCAGUUCGCUUCUACUCACAGAGCGAAAGGGCUGAAUGUAAAUUAGGAGGGCAUCUACAGAUGUUUGAUUGAUGCUUACGAUAGAGAUAGAGUGUUUAAGGAUGAGGUGCUAAUAAAGUUUGAAAGACAAUAGAAGAUUAUAAAGAUAUUUGUAAAAGGGGAAGAGAAGAACUUCGUGGAAUUCUUCACUAAGACAGACAAGAAAAAACAGCAUUUCCAGGAGGCUGAUGGGGAUGAGAUUGGUAAAUCUAAGCAGUUGAACAAUUUCUUAAAAAAGCAGACAGUGAAGACACCUUCAUAGGAACUGAAACCAAAAUUGAUACUGUCUUUGGUGACUGAACAGUUGGAAUUCUAUAUCUCUAUGUGCAAUACUAGAAAUAAUACUUGGAAGAGAUUCGUUGAGUAGUUUCUCCCCUUUGAUGUGUUGAUUGAUCAUCUGAAAAUGGGGGAUAUAGGUUACGAUAUGAGAUCCAUUAUUUGUAAGUUAAUGAACAAGGUUUAUUUGGAUCAGGAGCCCAGAAGAGAGAUCAUCUUCCCAGAGUUGUGUAAGGUGGUCAUUACUGAUUAAGAUAAUGUCCAAGGGAUUUUGGAAGAGGAGGAAGGAGGAUUGAAGAUAUAUCAGGAUUACAAAGACGGAUUGUAUCAGUUCAUAAAGGAGUGUGGAUUAAAUGUCGAUAAGAUGUCAUCCAAUUGGGACAUCAAAUUCGGGGAAGCCAAGUAGAGAGAGACUCUUAAGGAGAUUUCUAUUCAAUGUCCAGAAACCUAUAAUAGAUUAACAUUGGAGAUGAUUAGAUCACUUAAAUUGCUCAUUACAUUUGGGCAGUAUAGAAUCUAGUUGUGCAAUACUCCAGAAGAAACUACUUAGAAGAAUGAGAACUUUUUCAGCAUCAUCAAAUACUUGUUUACCAUUUUGGAGUUUGAUCCCAAGUAUCCAGAAUCCAGGAAGAUUCUGUAGAUAAAGAGGGAGGAAGAUAAGUCAAAGGGGGCUAAUUAGGGCACAUAGUAAAUAUUUGGGAAUGCAUUGAGUCUCUUGGGGAAGAUUGGUAGUCUGAUCAAUGUGUUUUCGUUGAUUGAGGAUAAGGACGGAGGGAAGGAUAAAAAGAGGAAACAGAAGAAUAUAUAAUUUGAGAGUGGGCCUUUGAAUAUGAAUGAGUCAUUUUUGAAAUAGGCUGAUGUGCUCAAAAAGAUAUUGAUUAAAUUCUUGUAAGAGUCUUCCGAGGCGGAUCAACAAAUCAAAUUAGAAAUCUGCGAUAUUUUGAAUCAAUAUUUGGAUUAAAAAAUGGAUUAUUGUUUGAAUUAAUUUAAGUAGAAGUUUAAGGACUACGUGACUAAGCACCUUAAAAUAAUGGCACGAUUGGAGGAGGGAUCUCUAAAUUUGACAGUGGAAGCUGAUCGUAAGACUAUUGAAUAGGAAUUCCAAAGAGCCAUAAAAAAUUAAAUUAAAGCUUUGAUUCCUUCCAUUUUGAAAACAGGAACAGAUGCUGAUAAAAGAGGGUAGCCAAAGAGUGAGAAUUUUAAUUUGGGAUUCGGUUUGGACUUGGCUCAAUUGGCAGGAGGUGUGGAAGUGUUGGACCAAUCUAAGGAAAUAGAUGCAAUAGAUAUAUGUACAAUAUUGGGAUUUGAAAUAUUCCCUACAUUGAUCAACCUAUUUUGUAUGAGUCAAUCUCUGGACAUGCAAACUAAGAUUCUUAACAUUCUCACUAGAUUCUACAAUCAAAGAGAAGAAUUUGCUGAUCUUGUGUCCAAAAUAUUGUUAUUGUUUGAUAGUUAGAAUAUUAAGAUAUUUAGUGAUUUAAAGAAGAAAAUGAGACAAUUGGCUAAGAAUAUCGAUGAAUCUGAAACUUGGAUCAAGGAUCCCACCUUACCAGACAAUGAAGAUAUCUUGACUCAAACUAUCAAGUAUUUCGAAUUCAUCAAUAAUUUGUUGUAUAAGGAUUCCACUUUGGAAGAUGACAAUGUAAGUGUAACAUAAAGAAUUUUGAUCGAUGAAUUUAGAUAGUCUAUUAUGAGGAAUCUAAAGGUGCAUGACAUGUGUGUUCAAUUAAUAACUGAUUGCAUUGGAGUGACUGAAAGGUAAUUCGAGGGAAGAACACGAAAAUUAAUCUACGAGUUAUUUGGCAACAUCUUCUUAUUGUUAAAGAAUUUCACCUUAAACAAUUCAACCAAUCAAUUGUUAUUGAGUGAACAUCUCAAUAAGUUGUAGAUGAAAAUGGAGUUGAAUUUGGGACAAUUGGAUUUGAUCAAUGAAAUCUUCAGAGAUAAUAAGAGAAUAUGCAUUGAGAAACCAGGCACAGUCAUAGAUAAUAUUAGAAAAUUAAUCAAGACAAAUGGGAGACAAUCGAGAUUCUUAGAAUUCUUCAUUUUGAUUCAAAAGGUAAAGAAGGAAUUCAUACUCUCCAAUCAGAAGGGAGUUCUUAACAUGCUUCUAGAUCCAGCCUAUAAGAGUAGUAUAUUUUGGUUGAAGGAUAGACAAGCCCAAGUGAGUGAUAAGAAUCAAGCUCAAGCAUCAAUUAAACAUGAGUUUGAUUUUACUCCAGCUAAGAAUGAUAAUCCCAAUUACAGGGAUGAACCAUAUUCGUAUCAUUGCACCUUGAUUGAAGUUCUAUACACUUGUGCAAUAGGGAAGGAAGGAAUGCUGUAGAAUGAAUCACGCUUAAGAACCAUUAUCUCAUUGAAAUAUGCACUUGAAAUUUUAUGUGCUCCUGACGGAAUGACUGAUGAUGACAUUCAUGUUGUGAAUCCCAGAUAUGACAAGUAUUAGGUCUCUUAAUUAAAAAUUCCAUUGUUAAAGUACAUCUAUUACACUUACUUGGAGAGUGAGAAGAUUGCUGAAGAAAUCUUCAAAUGUAUUAAUGACAUUCAGGAUUACGUCAAUGCAGAGAAGAUUAGAAUAGAGAAGUUCACAAAAUUGCCAGUGAGUGAACAAUUCUAAGAGUACUUUUUUACUUACUACUUUAUGUGCAUAAAUGGAUUCCUGAGACUGUAUCAGAAGGAACAAAACGAUUAGAAUCUUGUCCAUUAAAAUUAGGCUUAGGUCCAUUAGGAGAUUGAGAAUUUAUUUGCUUCAGUUAAAAAAUUGAGAGAUCUGGUGGAGAAUCAUGAGGAACUUAAUAAUUUGAAGUUGAGUCAAUAGCAAAUGGAUUUAAGAUUGUACUUCUUGUGUGACAACAUUGUUGAGGAGGAAAUACUACAGAAAUAGAAGAAGGAGGAAGAGGAGAAGCAAUAAGCUUUAAAGUUAGAAGAACAAAUCUAAGAGGAGAAGAGAAAGAAUAAGAAGAAGUAAAAGACAUUCAAUCUUGGAUUAAAUUUAAUUAAUCUUGAUUUCAACAAGCAGAAAAAUAAACCAGCUGAUUUUAGAACUGAUGAUGCUUGGAAAUAAUUGUGGUAGAUCUUUAUGCAAACUUUCUUAAAUUCUAAGGAGUUGUUGGAAGAAAUCAAAAAAGAACAAAAAAUAUUCUCUGAAGCCUUGGAAAAAGUGGAAAGCAUUUAUUCCAAAGAUCCAUUGAUCUAGGAUCACAUCAAUAAAACGGAAAUCUUCAAGAAGUUGAUCACUUUCUUAAGCAAAGGACACAACCAACCUGGAUGUGAAUAGACUAUAAAGUAAGUGUUAAGAGCAUUAAGCAAUUAUAUCAUUAUCUCAGAAGAUACUGAAACUACUGAACAAGAUGAGGAGAAACAAGCAGAAAUGAGACAGCAGGUGAGAGAGGAUAGGUAGAAUUUUCUUAACAAUAAUAAUGCCAUGGCCACCAUCCUAGUCAUUUUGUCAGAUUACAAAGACAUUAAUCGAUAUAACCUAUUGUACAAUAAUCUGUUGAGUUUUGGCAUUGAAAUGAUGGAAGGAGGCAACAGAGAAGUCUAAAAGUCUGUUUACAAUUUCUUUGUUAAUUUUACUUCUUCAGAAGUGUUCUUUCUAAGAUUGCAUGAGAGAUUCGAAGAUCAAAAGGCAGAAUUGAAAAAGGAGGAUGAAGAUGAGGAUGAUAUCAAAUACAAUUUCUAGGAUGAACCUGAGGAAACACAAAACACUUUGAGAUUCUUACAAUUAUUGGUUGAAGGUCAUUACACAGAAUUGCAAAAUUACAUGAGAUUCCAAUAGAUGAAUUAUCACACUUAUGACUUAUUCACUGAUGUCGUUGAGUUAUUGGGAGAAUACCUGAAUGUUAAGAAAACCAAGUAUUUCUAUUGUAUGAUCCAAUGCUUUGACACCAUUACUGAAUAUGUCCAAGGUCCUUGCUUUGAAAAUCAGCAGGCUUUGUUUUAAGCUAACUUUUUGGAUAUGGCAACCAAUUUGCUAGGAUUUGAUGAAAGAAUAGAAGAGAUUAAUUUGAGGCAAAAAAAGAAAACCUUGGAUGAAUCUCAAUUGGAUCCCAACACUGAGAGAAAGAAAAAUGAGGUAUUCCCCAGAUGGAUGUAUGCCAGAUUGAAAUAUAAGUGUUCCAUUACUUUGUUGUCUUUAUUGGAAGGGAGAAAAUCAAAUGAUGUUAUUAUUAGAUUGGCAAAAUCAUUUAAUCUAGAGAUGUUGAAGGUCAAUAUUAUAGACAUCUAUGACAUGUAUAAGAGUCUAUAUUAAGAUCAUUACACUGCUGAGAUUUUCUCGCAUUUCUCAAUGGAGCCUGAAACAGAAAGCAAAGAAACCGAAGAAGGCAAGAAGAGUGCUGACAUGGCUAGUUUUAUUAUUGAAACUGGAUUCAACUUGUUCGUUCUUUACUCGACCUUCUUGGAGGUCAAGGAUCCCACAGAUGGAGGAGGUCAAAAAGAAGGCGAGAAAGGAGAUGAUAUUAUGGAGCAAUUCAAGGCUAACAUUGUUGGAGAGGUUGUGUUUUUAGCUAUCAAUAUAGUGAGAGGAGUAAAAGAUUUCUUUUUGAGUUUUGCUGAAAAAUUGAAUUAGGCUGUGAGAAGAGACACCAACGAAAUAGAUUAUGAUUAAUUGAAGAAAUAAAUUUAAGAUAGUAGAAGCAAAUUAUUUAAGGAAAGCAUCAAGUUCUUCUCUAAUAAUUCUGCUCACAUUGAAGUGUUGAGAGAAGAUAAGAUGCUUGAAAAAACUUACUUUUAUUUACUUCCCUAUUGCAAGAGUCUUGAUAAGCCAACAAAGACUUAAUUUAAUUAAGAGGCUAAAAGAAUCUCCGUUAAAGCAAAAGUAACUUCGUUACUAUAAGAAUCACCUGAUUUAAUAAAGAAGAUGAAGUUAACUUAUCAAAUUUAAUCUUAUUUAAAUAAGAUAAAGGUUUUAGCUUUGAUUGUUUCUAAGAUUCAAUUGUAUAGAGACAUUACCUUUAUUUUGGCAUUGACUAUCAAUGUUAUGAUUUUGUUUGUGUUCCAUAAAGAAGUUAAGCAAUGUGAUCCAACAUCGGAUCCUGCUGAAUAUCAAGCAUGUUUGGAUGAUUAUGUGUAUGAAGAAGAUCUGUAGGAUCAAGAUUUGUAAUUGCAGGGUGUCAUACAGACCUUAGGAAUCAUUGUUAUUGUGCUAUCUAUGUUGAUUGUGCUCUUCUUUUUAGCAUAGACAGCUCCAUUGAUUAUAAAGAAGGCUUGGAUGGGAUGGGAAAACGAUAACUUCAACAUUAUUAUGUAUAUAAGAAGACUGCUAAUGACAGUUGUCUACCUGGUAACUGACUUCUAUGUGCUUUAUUAUCUGAGUUAUGGAUUUACAGCAUUUUUGGGGACUCUCUACCACCCAUUCUUUUUUGCAUUUCAUCUAUUUGAUGUUUUGGUGAGGUACCCUGUGUUGUUGAAUGUUGUAAAAGCAGUUUGGGAACCUAGAAAAUCAAUUCUGUUCACACUGUUUCUAUUUAUAGUGCUUAUGUAUGUGUUCUCAUUGGUGGCUUAUUACUGGCUGUAUGAAAGUUACCCUGCAAACUUUUGUUAUAGCACAUUCUAAUGUUUAUUGACAGCAGUUGAUAGAUCAUUUAAGUCUGAUGGUGGAUUGGGAGGGUUCUUGACUCCUUCGACAGAUGUUAAACCUAACGAUGAUGGGUAUUUUUUCCUUAGAUUCUUUUUCGAUAACAUUUACUUCAUUUUGUUGAUGAUCAUUAUGAUCAAUAUUGUGUCUGGUAUUAUUAUUGAUACCUUUGGUACUUUGAGAGAGGAAUUGAAUGUUUAUUAAUUGGAUCUGUAGAAUAUUUGUUUCAUCUGCGGAUUCGAUAAGGAAACCAUUGAAAAAUCUAGUAAAAAUCAACUGGGAUUCACCUAUCAUAUUAAAUAAGAACAUUAUAUGUGGAAUUAUUUGUUUUAUAUUGCUUACCUGAAAGACAAGGAUUCUACUGAGUACAGUGGUAUAGAGAGUUAUGUAAUGGAUAAGAUCAAGAAUGAAGACACGUCAUGGUUCCCGACUUUUAAGGCUUUAUGCAUGAAUGAUGACCAAGAAGGGCAAGAAUAAGGUCAAAUGAUGAAUGAAUUGAAACAAAUCCAGGAUGACUAAGAGAGAUUACAAGAAUUAUUGGAUAACAUCAAUCAACAGUUGGAAAAGAUUGAGGAAGAUUAGAAAUAAGGAAAUCAAUGA
This is a messenger RNA of Paramecium tetraurelia, 8733 nucleotides long. RefSeq lists its product as uncharacterized. Gene Ontology annotation, cellular component: membrane. NCBI's taxonomy places the organism in Eukaryota, Ciliophora, Oligohymenophorea, Peniculida, Parameciidae. The record is from RefSeq and is a predicted model, not a curated record. The transcript has 5 exons. Gene Ontology annotation, biological process: calcium ion transmembrane transport. Gene Ontology annotation, molecular function: calcium channel activity.